This is a messenger RNA of Folsomia candida, 1218 nucleotides long. RefSeq lists its product as uncharacterized. The transcript is spliced from 3 exons. NCBI's taxonomy places the organism in Eukaryota, Metazoa, Arthropoda, Collembola, Entomobryomorpha, Isotomidae. The record is from RefSeq and is a predicted model, not a curated record. Bases 180 to 1175 code for a protein of 331 amino acids.
UGACAGCCAAUCCGCAAGGUCCUUUAACCAUGAAAAGGUUAUCUACUUUUAUACAACUACAUUACUCAGCACUUAAAUAUACACAUACUCUCAAUCAUAUUUAACCAUUACCUCAUUUACUUUAUGAUCUUUAUUCCUUUUACAAACAUCUGAAAUUAGUAGUUUUUCUUUCCUUAAUAAUGGAUCCUUUCUUGGUCGUUGCUCAACUAAAAUUGGCCACCCGACAGGCUCAACUUGACCAAAAUGUGGCAAGGUUACUCCCCUCGCGAUAUGCCGCGACCCCCCUAGAAAUCCAGGUGCACAACGAAGUGCAAAACGUGGUCGUGAAAACUACCCAAUUUAACGCCGGAUUACACUGGCAACAAACCAUAAUUCCGGACCCGUCCUCAGUAAAGAAACUGUUCCAAGCUCAAGCAGAAGUAGGAGUAAGUCAGCUAUAUACGGCGCAUGCGCACCUCCAAAUUAUUGAGGCGCGAAGACUGGAAUAUUUGAGUGAACCAGAUAACGCCCCUGUGACGGUGGAGGUUUUUGAAGGCUUGAGAACCGAGGGGAAUGGGAUACUCGAGGAGGCAAAGUAUCUCAAGGAGAGGUCAUGCGGUCAAGCGGCUUUUUCAAAUGUGCCGCCAAAUGCGGGGCAGCAAGAUACCCCAGUGUUUGACGAGAGAUGGCUUGGAGUAGGAGUGUAUGCACCGGAAGCAGAUUUGCCGCCACCGUAUCCUACCGAAUGUCAAAUAUGGUGUUCGAAAUUUUCAAAAUUUAUAAUCGUACUAAAUCUUUUUACCGAAGAAAAAGACCCAUCAGUUACGAAGCAUGGAAUCGUCGUAAAUGUCGUACAGUUUACUCCAUUUGUUUACAACGUUUCCCACGGUUGCGAAGAAAUACCACCUUACGCACCACAGGAUGCCGAGAACAACAACAUGGAUGCAUCGUGCCCACCCGGUGAAUCAAUUCCCAUGAGGAGCAUGAACAACGGACCAAACCCAUUUUUUCAGCAGACAAUUCAACCACCAUUUCCCAUCCAACAACACGACCAGCAACGAAUCCAGGAAAUGCAACGCCAGGCAAAUGAAAAUUUAGAGCGGAACGUGGGGCGAAGAAAUGUCAAGAUUUUUGCUGUCGGCAUAAUGAUCUGCAUCGUUGUGGCUGUGUCUAUUACUAUUCGAUUUAUUGCUUAAUUUUUUCAAGUUUUAAUAAAUCUUUUUUAAUUACGGCUCAUAA